AUAUUGUCGAGGGAUCUAAUGAGCUAAAUUUAAAACAUAAGUAUAAAUAUUUUCAGAGUAAUUGAGAUAAAAGGUAAAAACCCGAGUCAUAUCUUUUGUGGCCUUCUAAUUUCCUGGCUUUAAGCUUCCUCUUAAAUCACAUUUUUAUUCGGUUUAAGAGGAGACAAAUGCAGCUUGGGGUGUGAAGACUGUGAAGACACACACCGUGACGAUUUGCAACCCUAGCACAUGUGAGAUGAACUAAAGUUUAACCUCUACCCCUCAAAUGAUUCAAACAAUAUAUUCUGCUGAAUACGUCUAAACUAUUUCCUAAUUACUACAAGUACAUAGGUAUUUUAUCCAAAAUCAUCAAACAGAAAAAUGCAUGUUAUUAACCCUUAAAUUAAAAUGACAAUCAUAAUGAAACUGUAUGGUACGUUAACUGAAAAAUAUCUAACCAACGCGAUGCCACGAUUUUAUUUUUUCAUCAACAGCGCACAGCGCAUGCCCAGCCCGCGGCCCGUACCGCGCAAGCGCGAACUUCUUGCAAAGAUGGCCGAUCGUGCCCGGCUCCUGAACCAUUGUAGUGACUUAUUUUCAUCGUAAAUCAAAACAAAAGCCAUUAUCAGGUCCAAAAGAAAAUAAAACUAAUAAUACGUUCCAAUUUUAAAUUAUGACCAUGGAUAAAACCAGUAAUUUUGUUUCUAGUCGUCAUUAAAUGUGAAAUACGUUCAGAUUUUGCUUUGAGACCGUGUUGACAGAUCAGUGACAAUCGUUGGAGAUGAGUGGCUGCAAUAUUUUACAUGGAUUAUCUGGACUUUGUUAGGAUUCGCGAAUACAGAACGUGCUAGCAAUUCCCGUCACUUGUUGAAAGAGGGACAGUGAGAGAAAAUGGACCAUUUUGGAGAACAUUUGUCAACGAAAGCUGAGUGCAAAAGAUGGAUCUCUCCAGUAACGUCUAACUCACACAAAGGACGGCUUGCUUCUCGUAAAAAUUGCUAAGAAUAUGCUUUGUGACGAUUUCUGAGCAAAUAUGGACAAAAACUCCAAGAAGAAGAAUCAUGUCAAUGGUAAAUAUAAAAAGAACAACAAAACAGACAAUUAUAGACUCGAUGAUGAGAUUGAUACUACUUGCUGCUUCUGUAUCAAAACCAAAAAGAGUCAAAAGAAAAGUCUCAUCGCUGGAUGUGUCACAAACUUAGGGAUAUUUGUUCUUCUUCUCGGAUAUACUCUUUUAGGAGCGUUCGUGUUCCUUGCCAUAGAAGGGAAUGCCUCGAAAGUCCAUCAGAAGACCUUGGCUACCACGUCAUACCAAGCGAACGAGGUCGCGAAGACUGUUCCAAUCUCAAAACUGAACGGAACGAUCGCACAAGCUAGCGCGGAAUUGAGGUCACAGACUGUUGAAAGCAUUUGGGAGAUAACCGUAUCUUUGAAUAUUCUUUACAAAGAGAACUGGACGAGGCUAGCUGCCCAGGAAAUUGCGAGGUUUCAAGAGAAGUUGGUUGCAAGAGUGGCGGCAGAUGUGUCCGCUCAGUACGGUGGUGCUAGAGCGCUGGAGUCGGCACCAGCUCUCAUAGUGGAUGACUAUGAAUGGAAUUUUGCCAAAGCUUUUUUGUACUCAUUAACGGUUCUUACGACUAUAGGUUACGGCAGUGUGGCUCCGAGGACAGCACUAGGGAAGGCAGUUACCAUAGGAUACGCUGUCAUUGGGAUUCCCUUAACCCUACUCUAUCUAUCUGUUGUUGGCGCCUUAUUGUCAAGACUCGCAAGAAGCAUAUUUAGCAGGGCACUCUGCUGCUGUCUAUGUACUAAAUGUGGAUAUUGCUGCCUCGACGAGAGAACGAUAGGAGGCAAAGACAGGAAAGAUAAAGUAAGAAGACAAGAUGACUACAGAAACCCAUCAUUACACCUUCAAGAACCGUAUUACGUCCGGUCACCAUCAGGUACCAUUAUUUCGGCAUCUCAAGCGCACAGCGUCAGCACGACUUCUAUAAAAGACAAAAACCAAAGCUUAAGCUUCCUCCGCGACUGCGACUCCUUGAGCUGCACAGAUACUGACUCAAAAAUCUCCUUGCACGGUUUCUCGAUUCUCGCCCCUCUUUCUUUGUGUCUAGCCGCCAUUUUUACAUAUAUUUUCUUUGGUGCGUUAGUUCUUUACCAGUUGGAAGGCUGGAGCCCCAUUGACGGCGUUUACUUUUGUUUUAUGAGUCUAAGUACGAUUGGUUUCGGUCAUCUAGCGCCUGGAGCCACUCAGAAAAGUGGAGCUUCUACUGGAACUGUAUGGUUUUGCUCGAUUUAUAUAAUGACCGGUUUAGCUCUCACUGCGAUGUGCUUCAACGUGCUGCAUGACGAAAUUGUCCACCGCCUAAGACACCACAAGAAAAUUAUCAAGAGCACUCAGAAGGUGCUAACGCCAGAGUUCUUGCAUAGGUCUUGACGAGAUGAAAGUGCCGAACUGACUGAAGACACUUUGAUUGAUUCGGAAGGAGAGUCGUUGCCAGAGGUUCUUCACCAUGUUUCUGGAAGAUGUAAGGGGGGAGCGAUCCGACGGUCAGUGUUUACACUCCGGGCAGAGAAACAGCCAGACAGAACGACUUCCAUGUAAUAUAGGAGAUAUUAACUCAGAGAUUUUCCCUUGAUAUUUUCCCUAUAGAUAUUAGGAAUGGGUAAUUGUUUUAUUGGUAGAAAAAUAAUAUUUUUUCUUUCAAUAAGCAAUCAAUAUUACACGAAACUCAUGUAAGGAGUUCAUAUUAAACCCUCAGGUAACAUUAGCCUCUGAUUUUGGCGUGAUAUUAAAUUGAUAAUACCUAUUUUACGCAUUACUCCAGGGAUGUCAUUUUCCCAGAUAAUGUGGCAUGAAAUAAAACAUUAUUGCUGAGGGAUGGAAAGAAACUGAUUUCUGACGAGGUACUUACCUAGAUGGCAAAAGGUUCGAGUCAGAAAAAGCCCAUUUCCACCGAAACAUAGUGCUUUUCUCAAACAUGUGAGGAAAUACAUUAAACAUAAUAUAUAAUUUAGCCAAUGUUGCAAACGUGAUGUAUACGUUCCUUCCGCAAUGUUGCGCGCACCGCGCAUCCGGCAGGCAUCUCGUGCAGGGCCCGGGGCAGCGGACAAAUAUGGAAUUUUCACCUCAGCAGCUCGAACAAGGGUACUUUGCUGCUUGCAAACAGUGAGCAAAAUCGCAGUUUGCUCACGGAGUGAGACGAAAUGACAUUCAAAUGAUCUUUAUAUUCGAAUGUCAUUUCAACGUUCAGGGCCUAACACGAGUACGAAAUACUUGGGUUCGAUUCCAUCCGUCCCCUUCAUAGCAUCGUCAUUAGCAAAAAGAAAGAGACAAAGAAGUUCACACAUAAUUCAACGGUAUAUUGAUGGUUUAUAAUAGACCUACGAAAUAAAUCAGAACGCAUUGUUCCUAAACACCUACGAGUACGAAUUCGUAAUAAUUAAUUCUUGAUUUUUUGAUAAGAACGCUAUAUUUCACGGAUUUUAUACAGUUUAAAUAAUUAACUUAAAACAAUACAAAGAUUAUCACGCAAAAUUAAUAAUUUUUCGUGAGUGAAAGAGUGAUUAGAUUUUUUCAGGUACUUUUCCUUCCAAAUAUGUUCUCAUUGCAGAGUGAAAAUUCUUGUGUAUUACACGAGAUCAAAGUUAUUUACAUCUCGUGCGCUUUUGAGUCCCUUGCUACGCUCAUGAAUCUAUUAUAGAAUCUUUCGCUUGCACGGGACUCGAGCGCUGGAAAAAAUAUCAAACUUUGCUCUCUUGUUGUACAAAUAACUAUUGUAUCGGUUAUUUUACUCCUAGGAGUCAAAAUAGUCAUAUGAAUUUCAUUUUUAUCCACUGCGUCCGUGCCGGAGUCGCGGCGGGCCCGCGUUGUCGAUGGUUGGGAUAAAAAUUACGCACUUUGCGUCUUCGAUUUACGAACAAAAUGCGAUCAUUUCCGAGCAUGUUUGAGAAAAAUAUCUGUAUUUUACAGAGUGCUAGGCGCAGCUAAUGUAGACAAGCAGUUAAAGACGGCUCUUGAUGCAUCGCUGCUGCUACCCAUCUUUGGUACAAUUUUAGACUUGCAAACAUCUUAUGUAGGAAAUGACAUCCCUAGGAGACAUAUAAAUAGAAGAAGCUCACGUACUCAAUAAAGUAAUGACUGACCAUAUUUGUUAAUUAUUUUGUAUAGCCUAGAAGAUUAUAUACAAUUAGGAUUCAUUAUUUAAAGGAAGGGGAGCUGUGUUGAAAGUCCUAUUAAGGCUAAAUGUAACCUAUUAUACUUUUAAAGAAAUUUUAUGUAACGUUUUUUGCAUCGUUUAUUGUAAAAAACUAAGUACAUUUAUCUUGAACUUUCAAGGAUAUUUCACAUUAAUCUAUAAUUUGACUAAAUUAACAAAAAUAUUUUUUUAGAUUUUAAAUUAUUUAUAAAUAUUCCUGAAAUAAAUAGGAAUAUAUGACUAUCAUGUUUUAUCUGCAUUUUAAAAAUGUCUUCAACCGUCAAUUGUAUACUAAUAAAUACAGAUUGAUGCAAAUAACUUGACCAACUUUAACCAUCAUUUACUUCUUAAGGCGCCUCCGAGCUUUAGGGUGCCUACGUAUAAAAUCGCAAUUUCGUUAUCAGCGUAUCCCUUCUCUAUUGCUCUUGCCUAUUAUUAUUGGACCUUUGUUAAUAUAACAUUAUUUCCUGGUAUUACCAGAACAGAGUAGGUACAUUGUUAAAGUUUGUCAGGUUGUUGGGACGUACGGUGAAAAUUGUAACUGCCAACUGAGACAUUUGUUUGUCAGACAAUGACCAUUUUUUACUUAGGUAAAAUGUUGUAGUUUAAUUUAAUUUCUAAGGUCUUUCGAAAAGAUACUGAAACACUGUUAUAAACCCAGAAAUUGUAUUUUCAGUUUGACUAUUUCUAGAUUUAAUCUAAAUUAAUUUAACAUUGGACAAAUAUCUUUCUGAAAAAAUCCUAUUUAUGAUUAUUUUAAUAGGAAAUCAGAAGACUCACAUAAUGAAUUGAAUAGGUUGUAGCUCAUACAAAGUGUGGAUUGAAGUGUCAGUUUUUGUGCAAUUGUAUGAAGUGUAUGAUAGACUUUUGGGAAUAGAAAAAUAAAACAGUUUUAAGCACA
Molecule: messenger RNA, 5079 nt
Organism: Cydia pomonella (codling moth)
Lineage: Eukaryota; Metazoa; Arthropoda; Insecta; Lepidoptera; Tortricidae
Product: potassium channel subfamily K member 18-like
Exons: 3
Coding region: 1013-2416 (467 amino acids)
Biological process (GO): potassium ion transmembrane transport; stabilization of membrane potential
Cellular component (GO): membrane
Molecular function (GO): potassium ion leak channel activity
Source: RefSeq, a predicted model, not a curated record